Molecule: messenger RNA, 1482 nt
Organism: Salarias fasciatus (jewelled blenny)
Lineage: Eukaryota; Metazoa; Chordata; Actinopteri; Blenniiformes; Blenniidae
Product: solute carrier family 2, facilitated glucose transporter member 9-like
Exons: 12
Coding region: 1-1482 (493 amino acids)
Biological process (GO): dehydroascorbic acid transport
Cellular component (GO): plasma membrane
Molecular function (GO): D-glucose transmembrane transporter activity
Source: RefSeq, a predicted model, not a curated record
AUGGAGAGUCUGCUUCAACGAAUGGCUCGUGGCAAAGCUUUGCUCCUUGUCAUCAUUUUGGGAUUUGGAGGAAACUUUCAGUCUGGCUACCAUUUGACUUCACUGAGUUCUCCUACACCGUUCAUACAGAGCUUCAUCAACAGCAGCUGGUAUGAGAGAUGGAAGGAGGUUCCAUCUCCAGAGACAGUCACACUCCUCUGGUCUUUCAUUGUGGCCUCCUUUGCUAUCGGUGGAUUCUGCGGUUGUUUGUGUGUCAAAUUUAUAACAGCGAUCAUGGGAAGAAAAAAAGGAGUUAUCUGCAGUGGCUGCAUUGCAGUCGUUGCAGCAGUGAUCAUGCUUUCAAGUAAACCUGCAAAAUCGUUUGAAAUGAUCAUUGUGGCACGGAUCCUGGCUGGAUUUUCAGCAGGUUUUGGAUGGAGUCUCCAUAUUAUGUAUCUUUCUGAGAUUUCACCCAAAAGCAUCAGAGGAAGAGUGACUAUAACAUCUGCAAACUUUACAUCCCUCGGGGGGUUCGUUGGACAGCUGUUAGGACUGAGUGAGAUCCUCGGCCGUGAGGACCUGUGGAACGUAGCCCUCUCUGUCAAUGCAUGUUUCUCAGUGCUUCUGGUGUUGGUGUUUCCAUUUCUUCCUGAAUCUCCCAGAUAUUUAUUCAUAGAGAAAGGAGAUAAGGAAGCAUGCAGGAAAGCUCUCCAGACCCUGUGGGGUCCAGGCAGCUACAAACAGGAAAUGGAUGAGAUGUUGAUUGAGCAGGAAAGAAUCGAUGCAGUUGGCAGGAAAAAUCCACUGCAGUUGUUAAAGGACAGGACUGUCUGGUUGCAACUUGUCACCAUUGUCCUCAUCUAUUGGUUCAACCAGACGUCAGGCAUGUCUGUGAUCACCACUUUCUCUUUUGACAUCUUCAUGCAGUCGGGUGUUCCAGAAAACAUGAUCCGCUAUGUCACUCUUGGUCUGGGAGUCUGCCAGUUUAUCACUUCAAUGUUCUCAAGUUUUCUGAUUGAGCGUAUCGGGAGGCGGCCAUUGGUCUGGGGGGGCUAUGCCGCCAUGUGCACUAGCUGGGUGGUGGUCACAAUUCUGCUCAACGUGAAGGGUUUGAGCGACUGGGUUUCAUACAUUUCUGCUGCUAUGAUCAUCCUGAUCCUUGUGUUCUUCGCUGGAGGACCUGGUGCAGCUGUAGGCACACUUUGCGGUGAAAUCUUCAUCCAGUCUGACCGGAUGGCAGCUUCAGCCAUUGUGGGGAUGCUGAGGUGGUUGGCGAUUGCAGUCAUGACCUUUUCCUUUCCAUUUCUUAUUAACUCUCUCGGCUCCUACACCUUUGUGCUGCUAGCCUGUUUUUGCCUGCUGGCUUUUCUUUACACCUUCUUCAUUCUGCCGGAGACAAAAGGAAAGACGAUAGUGGAGAUCACAGAGGAGUUCAAAGCCAUCAUGGUCUGUAGGAAAUCCUCCUCAGAGGAAACAUCAGAUACCAUGAUGUCGAGGGUCUGA